AUGCAGUUUCAGGGGGUUCGACUGUACACGUACGGUAUGAGGAGGCCGUCACGGUCUGACUGGGCUUCCGUCUCACCACCACGUCGGACCAGAACUUGGUUGAUCUCGACACUGAGAACAGUUGAAUCAUCGCAGUUCAUAGGUAUCAGAAAUUUCACUCUCUAUACCCAAGUGAAUACUCGUUACUCUGACUUGUGAAAACACACGUACAUAUGUAUCAGUUGUUGGGACGCUACGAUAACCAGAUCCUACCUUCUUCUGGCCUGAAUCAGGCAUCGGGCGUGCAUUGAUUGUCAGCUGCUGGGCUGCGAGCGAGGGGUUGCAAGGGGUAGUAUCGGCGAGGAGGGGAUAUGGUGCGCCGACGAAACGGUGAUCAUGGUGAGACGAUUUGGUUUGGACCUCGUUUCUUUUCUUCUAGUGGCCCAUUUUGACUCUCUGAGGGCGGACGUUCGUCUCGGGAUUCUUGUUUUCUCGACAUUCAAGUUGCCCAUGGCUUUCGUUGCAGCAAGUAGGGUGGUCGAAUUGAUCAAGUGGGUAGGUCGCUCCCCGUCAAACACAAGACGACAUUGCAACAGAAGAGAAGUGAUAGGAAACAACGACACAAGACAUCAAACAAGAUUGGCAGGGAGAGAACCUCCAGGCCGCCGGGGCCGCGCAUUUUCUCACUUGCAUCGCGUCGCAUGGCAUCGUCGCUUCCCGGCGCCAGACAGGUCGUCUUUUAUCCCCCUUCCACUGCAGUCCGCACUCCUAGGCCCCCCUCUCGCUCAUGUGCGUCUCUGUCUCUGAGUGGCGUGAACAGUCAAUUGGAGAGUCGCAUUCCACUCAGUA
This is a messenger RNA of Neurospora hispaniola, 828 nucleotides long. RefSeq lists its product as uncharacterized. Lineage: Eukaryota; Fungi; Ascomycota; Sordariomycetes; Sordariales; Sordariaceae. The coding region runs from base 376 to 786 and encodes 136 amino acids. The record is from RefSeq and is a predicted model, not a curated record. The transcript has a single exon.